CCAAGAACUAUGUAUAAAUAUCCAAGGAAAUAGAAUCGAGCGUCAUAAUUAGCAACCAACGGCUGAAUAUACCAAGUCUCCUGUCUUUAUAGAAGCCUAUAAAACAUACCAACAAUGAACCGUUUUAUGAACAGAUUCCGUCCCCAAUUUAACAGAAAAUACAGAGGAUUCAUGGAACCAAUGAACAUGAUGUCCAUGGUCUUCCAAGGAAGAUACAUGGAUUCUUAUGGGAAAAUGGUAGAUCCCAAACUCUAUGAAUUUUAUGGCAAAUAUUCUGACAAUGACAGAUACUAUGGUAAAUCUAUGUACAACUAUUACGGUUUCUAUGAUAACGAUAGAUUCCAUAGAAAUGGUAAUUUUAUGGACUUUCCAGAAAGGUUUAUGGAUAUGUCCGGAUAUCAGAUGGAUAUGAAUGGAAAAUGGAUGGAUACGCAAGGACAAAACUCCCAUCCCUACUGGAAUAUGUUCAGCUCUUCAAGACAAGGCUGCUACCCUGGUUACUCUUAUGGUCGUAACUGGUUCUUUCCUGAGAGAUUCAUGGACAUGUCUCACUACCAGAUGGAUAUGAAUGGCCGAUACAUGGACAAAAGUGGACGUCACUGCAACCCUUAUUACAGCUACUACAGGCGUUAUAUGUCUCAUCCACAAAUGAAUUUCAAUCAAAUGCACUACCCUGAGAGAUUCAUGGAUAUGUCUAGCUACCAGAUGGACAUAGGUGGUCGUUAUAUGGAUAAGUGGGGCUGCCAUAUUAAUCCAUUCAGCACUUAUUACUUCGGUAAGCAAUCAUAUUUUCCUCAUAACUAUUGGAGCCAGAGAAAAUACAUGGAUAUGUCUUCCUACCAGAUGGAUAUGCAAUAUAAUUCGAUGGACAUGAAUAGCCGUAAUUGUGACCAACUCCAUUAUUUCAGAAAUUUCGAUAUGUGGAACAACCAGAUGGAUUUUGACGGACACUGGAUGAAUAUGAACAACCAAUCUUACCAUCCUUCCAGUUUUAUCAGGAAUCAAGUUUACUACAACCCUUACCACUUUUACACUUGGAUGAGUAGAUAUUACAACCACCCUGAGAAAUUUUAUGAUACAUCCAACUAUCAAGUGGAAUUCGGAGGAAAAUGGCCGUCACAAGAAUAUGAAUGUAUAACACAAGAAUAAUUAUGAUCAUUCUCACAACUGGUUUUGAAUUGAAAUUAUACUUUUAAUAAACUCCUCUAUGACAAAUUGUUAAUAGCUAAGAUUUAGAUUACACUUCAAAUCCAUUUUUUUAAGAGACUUAAUAAAAUGAAAAAUUACAUAACUAGUAAAUAGAAAUGAUGCUAGAAAGAUAGCAGGUUACAGAUAACUUUAUUUAAUGCAACGCAAUUUUGAAUGAUUAUAUCAGUAAACACCUCUUCUUUAAGAAGAAGAAUAAUUUCAUUUGAUUUGAGGGACAACAAAGUGAAAUUUCAUCAAAUUUCUUCAAGUGGAUGAAACAUCGCGUGACCAAGAAAACAAAAACUCUAUAUGAUGGAAUGUUGCUCGAACAAAAACGCCAACAAAGAAGACCAAAGGUUUAUAAAAGUUUUUAAAAACGCAGAACUAUCUAUAUGUUUAAAAUUUUGCUGUUUGUAAACCAACCCCAUUAUUGCCUUUUAAAUUAUGUAUUAUCCACUUUUAAGCAAUAAAAAUAUUUUGUUUCCAU
Molecule: messenger RNA, 1675 nt
Organism: Octopus bimaculoides (California two-spot octopus)
Lineage: Eukaryota; Metazoa; Mollusca; Cephalopoda; Octopoda; Octopodidae
Source: RefSeq, a predicted model, not a curated record